Magallana angulata is the source of this 1227-nucleotide messenger RNA. RefSeq names its product fibrinogen beta chain-like. The transcript has 7 exons. NCBI's taxonomy places the organism in Eukaryota, Metazoa, Mollusca, Bivalvia, Ostreida, Ostreidae. Bases 1 to 1227 code for a protein of 408 amino acids. The record is from RefSeq and is a predicted model, not a curated record.
AUGACACCCGUCCUCGAUGGACUAUGUUUGCUGUUUUCGUUUCUGUCGAUAUCCGAGGCCGUGAUGUGCCAACAAUAUAGAGUAAAUCUUGAGGUUGACAACAAAGUAUCUCAACAGGCACCUUCGGAAAACUUACACAAUGUUUCCUUCGCGACUUGUUCACGUUCGUGUAUAAAGGGAUGCGAAUGUUUUAGCUUUAACACUCAGUCAAAUAUGUGCAGACUUUAUAUGUAUAGCAGCUCAUGUGAUCCCUCUAAUAUGACGGUCAGCGAAGCCGGGUGGAGAUCAUACACAAUUUAUGAAACAAAACCACCAGAGGCAUUACCACUGGACUGCAAGUCACUAUACAUUAACGGGAAAAAAAAAUCCGGAGUGUACACUAUUUACCCUUGGGAGAGGUCUGACCCUAAUUACCGUCCUGUCAAGGUCUACUGUGAUAUGGAGACAGAGGGGGGAGGAUGGACGGCAAUACAAAGACGAGUUAACGGAGAAGAAAGCUUUUAUCGGAGUUGGACGGAGUACAAACUCGGAUUUGGAUCACCUAAUAAUGACUACUGGAUUGAUGAUGUUAUGUUAUAUAUUGGCGGUUACAGGCUAACAGGAAUGCAGUUUAGUACCUUCGAUGUCGACAAUGACAAGAGUUCUGGUCACUGUGCAGCUCAUUUUUCUGGGGGCUGGUGGUUCAAUAGUUGUUAUGAUGCCUAUCUCAACGGUCCUUGGCUCUCAAAUGACUGGUAUCAGGCAUUAACACUGGACUGCAAGUCACUAUACAUGAACGGGAAAAGAACAUCUGGAGUGUACACUAUUUAUCCUUGGGAGAAGUUUGACGCUAAUUACCGCCCCGUCCAGGUCUACUGUGAUAUGGAGACAGAGGGAGGAGGAUGGACGGCAAUACAAAGACGAGUUAACGGAGAAGAAAGCUUUAAUCGGAAUUGGAAGGAGUACAAACUCGGAUUUGGAUCACCUAAUGUUGACUACUGGAUUGAUGAUGUUCUGUUAUAUAGUAGCGAUCGCAUGCUGACAGGAAUGCAGUUUAGUACCUGCGAUGUCGACAAUGACAAGAAUUCUGGUAACUGUGCAGCUUUCCACGAUGGGGGCUGGUGGUUUAAUCGUUGUCAUAAUGCCUUCCUCAACGGUCGUUGGCUAUUGUAUUACUGGGAUAAUCCUUGGGUUUCACAAUAUGAAACAGGAACAUGCGUGAAUGGAACAUCAAUGUUGAUAAGAUAA